UACAAGGCCAAAUAUUGCUCAAGUUACUAUGGAGAGUCUUUAAACAUCACGAGCGGAAAUAAGAAGGUGACUAUCCAUUUGAGUCAAAAUGAAAUCUUGUACUGUAUGAGCGACUUAAUUAAUGACGCGACAAGGACGGACUUGGUCAUCGAAGGGAAUGUCUUCCCAACAUCACCAACACCAUUUGCAGAAUCGAUUAAUAGGACUGGAGGAGUUGCAAUGCUUCUUGGAAUCGUCAACAGAUGUGACACACAACAAAAUUUGCGGGACGCGCUUGAAAUGAUGCUGUGCUGUCUAGAACGGUCGUCAGAGUUAUUUAACGAGUGUAAUAAGAAGAGAGGAAUUUAUGUUUUGGACUUCUUAUUACACAAGAAGAAGGACUUGCUCUCAGAGGAGGUGUUACAGAAGCUACUUGAGUUUGCGGGCAUAGCGCCACAUGGCGAUUUCGUGAUCCCAACGCGAGUGGAAAUCAUUACGGAAUUAGUGCUGGACUUUAAGUUACUGAAGAACUAUGCACAUCGAGUCGAGUAUGUACUUAAGAUGCUUCGAAUUGUGUGUGAGAGUUCAUCAGGGAAAUCAUUGGAAUCUUUAAAUACGGGAAAUUUGACGGAGAAAGUGCUCGAACUCUAUAUAGAUUUAUCGACAGAUGGAUGUGUGAUAAAGUCUGCUUCCGACUUCUUGUUGGCAAUGUUUGCAGUGAACUUCAAUAAUUCGCAAAUAGGGGUCAUCCUCCAAAUCGUUGAGGAAUUCUUCGAUAUGGUUAAAUUGAAUAGUAAAAGUAUUAAACGGGAAACUAUAAUACAGAAUGCAAUUAUCUUCGAUCGGUGUAACAGACUCUUAAUGUUGAUCGAUCAGAUCAUUACUUCACAACGAUUAACGAUUAAUGUCUCAGUGGAGUACUUCUACAAAUUCUUCAAUUUUGAAGAGAUAGAUGAUAUGCUGUUUUGUCCCCUUCUGAGACUUUGCACUGACUUCUCUGCGGUGUCGCGUCAAUUCUGUUUUGAACUCUGCAGAGACGUCGACGUUUUCUGCCGGAUUUCUAACAAAUUUUUGAUAUCAAAAGACACCGUCGACUGCCUUCUAGCACUGUUUUUAAACACAUCUCCACUCUGUAAAGAUCUGUUAUCAAACGCAAACACCGACCUUAAAACGCCGACAGCCAUUUUUGUGAGAGUGAUUAAUGAAGCCAUUUGUGGAGUUCUGCGACCCGAUGUCACACCCGAUGAUACUAGUUUUGAAACUAUUAAAUAUCUAGUUUCAAUGGCGACGUUAGUUUUUCUUCAAUUUCCGAAUUAUCGAACACUUGUGUUGAAAAAAGAGGACAUGUAUCGGAGUGUCGUCAAGACCAUCAUUCAGUGUUUUUCUUUGGAGGAAACAAAAAUCUCACCUCAAUUAAAAGCACUGAAGAAUUAUGUAGUCAAGUUAUUUGGCCAUUUGAUUGCAGCUUCUUUGUUGGAAGGAGACGAGUACCAAAAACUGUUCUUCGACUUGUACACGAGUCAAAAUAGUGUACUGAAGAAUGUCAUCGACUUGACUUCACAACACUUGCAAUUGAUCUUCUCGUUUGUCCCAAGAGAACAGCUGUCGGUGAUCUACACGAAAUACGCGAAUUUUGUCAUCGACUUGGUGUUACUUGAAAACGUCGACUUGAGUGUGAUGGAAGUGGAAGAAAUGAUAUCGCCUUUGUUCUGUAUAUAUCAACAACACAAAGAGUUUCAUAGCGAAUCGCACGACUUACUGUGGGGACAAGUCUUCGACCGAUUGACACUGAUCAUCUUUGAAUAUGUCGAUGAGGAAAACGCGAUAUUUGCUGCGCAGUACUGUCACUCGCAAACGUACUUCUUUGGGAAAAGCCACAGCGACAUCUACAUCUUUUCGUUACUUCGAAAUGUCCUGCAAAAAAUUGUGAACUGGCGAAAUGAGAACUCGAGACUGCUGUAUGUUGGCGUGUUGAAGUGGAUUGCUAUGAGCUUCCCAAAACAACUUGAAAAGAAGCUGCCGCGUAAUUUGAAGAAGCUGUUCAAGCCUUUGCCACAGAUGGGAAACGUCGAGGCGGACGAGUAUUUGAAAAGUAAAGCGAGUGAUGUGGAUAAAGUAGUUGAGCUCUCGAAUCAAUACCUCCAGUUCUAUAAGAUGGAACAGAACCAACGAGUCGACGACUUACGUGGAAGAAUUUGUAAGAGAAAAGAAAAUCAAAUUCGAGAGGAGAGAAGACUCCAAAAGUCCGCUACACCAAAAUUCGAGUUUGACGACCGAUCCGACAGAAGCGAGAGUUUUGAGAAAGUCGACCGAAGCGAUCGCUACGAGAGAUUGGCGACGUCGGAGGUGUUGGAGAAAGUUGAAAUUGUUGGUGCGAUAGAGAACAUCGGGAAUUUCAAGACGUUGACGGGAUUAUCGAAGUCGCCAAAACUCGAAAAACCUCGAAAGAGCGAUGGCGGAGAGAAGCGGGAGACGUUGAUCUUAGGAAAGACGCCUGAAUUGAAUUUCCGGUGUUCUUUUGACGAGAUCAAAACGAUGUGGAAGACGAUGAAAGUGAAAUUGCGAAUGCCAGGAGGGGUAUGGGAAGAUGAAGUAUCUUAUUUGAAGAUAGAUGAGGUCUUUGGACCAUUUUUUGUGAAGCACCGAAUAGUGCAAGACUACUCCUUUUCAAAGAGGUAUACCAUUCAAAACAAUGGAGGGAAGAUUAAAUUGACGUUGAACCCUAACUACGAGAAGUGUGAGACGAACAUCUUCAAAAAUAACAAAACAAAGAGCGCUGGCAUCGAUUUUCAAUGUCUGCAUAUAGUGGGAAUAGACGAAUUGGAGUGUGUAUUAUCUAUUGAAGAUGAAGACUUCUGUGUGACUGAUAUUGGAAAGGAAAAAGGUGUUGAAAGGGGGUUCUGGAGACUUUGUAAGAAAGACACUGUUGUUAUGAAAAGGAGAUAUUUGCUCCAAAGCAACGCAUUUGAAAUGUUCACAAAAGACGGCGUAUCUGUGUUUUUGGCGUUUCCAAGGAACUAUGACCGGGUGCUUAAAAUUGUUCUGAAAACUCAAUUGAUGGCACAGGACAUGUUCACUGCCGACUUGAACAGCACCAUUGCGUUAAGAUUCAACAAAGCAUCGUUAAGUCAAGAAGAUGUGACUAAUCUUUGGAGGAAUGGAGAGAUCAGUAAUUUUGAGUAUUUGAUGAGUCUUAAUUGUCGUGCUGGGAGAAGUUUUAAUGACUUGUCCCAGUAUUACAUCUUCCCUUGGGUGUUAAAAAACUAUGAGAGCGAGUCACUUGAUAUCACCGACGCAAAGAACUACAGAAAAUUGGGGUUUCCGAUUGUCGCACAAGAAGAGGGGAUGAGGGAAAAGCUCCAAAGCAAAUUUAAAGAGACAAAAAGCCAUUAUGGGAAUCAUUACUCGUCCAUUGCGACGUCACUGAUCUUCUUAUUCUCGGCUGAACCAUAUUCUUAUUUCCAUAUAAAACUGUUUGAUGGCCAUUUUGACUCGCAACGACUGUUUGUCUCCAUUCAAAAACUCUUUAAUAAUUUACUGUCAACCCCAAUCGAACUCAUUCCCGAAUUCUUUUACUUACCACAGUUUCUGAUCAAUUUUAAUCAAAUCAACUUCGCGAAGGAGCCGAACGCAAGCAAAGCGAAGAAUAUAGAAAGCAAGACGAGUGGAAAGAAGACGAGUAAAAGUGCGAGUUUUGGGAGUGCAAAUGAAAUGGAGAAGUUGGGGAGUUCACAUUCGGUGAAUGUGAGAAACACGAUUUCUCUUGAAAAUGAACAAGCGAGCGCAACAGAAGAAAAGAAGGAACACAAAGUCGAACCAAAACCACUGGAAAAUUGUAUUGAAAGUAUUUCACUGCCACCGUGGGCACAUAACAAUCCAAGACUCUUCGUUCAAACGAAUAUUGAAGCUCUUGAGUCUGAAUAUGUCAGUGAUCAUUUGAAUGAAUGGAUUGACUUAAUCUUUGGAUAUAAACAACGUGGCGAAAUGGCAGAGAAAUGGUGUAACACAUAUCCCGUCUCAUCGUAUGAGCCCGUCGACUUUACUAAAAUGGAUGCGAAGAAACGAGAAGUCAUGAAGAUCUCUAUUCGUGACUUUGGACAAACUCCCCUCCAGUUAUUCAAUAAAGCACACCCAAAAAGAGACGUCAAACACACGCAAUUCAAAAGCAACUUUGUAAAGUUCUUUGCGACGAAAGGGAAGCUGAACUAUACUAUUGAAGUCGUCAAAAAGACUGGAUUUCCGAUUGGAGGCAUCGAAUUUACUGAGAAGAAUGACAUUCAAAUUAUGAGGAGAGAUGAGGCGCUCUAUGAAACUCUGCGUAUUAAAAUCAUCGGAAAUGGCAUUUUGAGGCUUGAGAGGAACAGCCAUCAAUAUUUCAUUGAAGAAGUCCAAUGGGGCAAAGUACUCAAAACUGAUGGACGGCUUGUUGUAGUAGGAGGGAAUGAUGGCAGUUUGAGUGUUAUAGAUAUUGAGAGAGACAAAGGGAAGAAAGUAGGGAGGAUAUAUGGCCAUAGGCAUGCGGUGAGACAGUGUUGUAUUGGGAGUAUCCAACACAUACUGAUCACGUGUGACCGCAAUGUCUACUGUAUAUGGGACACCGGGAGUUUAAAUUGUUUACACCGCUAUAGUGUGGAGGAGGAAAUAGUUGAUAUCGACAUCAAUAAUACAACGGGAGACUUCGUGAUACUCACAACACAUAAUGUUAUGCACUGCGAUAUUAAUGGAGAUCUUAUAAGUGUGGUCAAAGGAAGUGAAGAAGAGAACUACACAAGUUUAAAGGUAUUAGAAAGUCCUUUGUGGAAAGAUGAACUUCAAGUCUUGGUGGGGAAUGCGAAAGGAGAGUUACUCUUCUAUGUGUUCAGACAAGCAGGACAAGUCAUGAAUCAAUUGAUUAACAAAAUUGCAAUGUACCCAGCCCCUAUUCAAGUUAUUAGGAUGAAUGAAAAUAAUUGUCAAAUAACUAUUGGAACAACAAAUGGCGUGGUGUUGAUCUUGUACUGA
Entamoeba invadens IP1 is the source of this 4980-nucleotide messenger RNA. RefSeq names its product beige/beach domain containing protein. The record is from RefSeq and is a predicted model, not a curated record. The transcript has a single exon. The annotation marks the transcript as partial. NCBI's taxonomy places the organism in Eukaryota, Evosea, Mastigamoebida, Endamoebidae. Gene Ontology annotation, molecular function: protein binding.